Carassius carassius (crucian carp) is the source of this 1384-nucleotide messenger RNA. It is a transcript of the gene rab4b, whose product is annotated as RAB4B, member RAS oncogene family. Gene Ontology annotation, cellular component: endosome. The transcript is spliced from 8 exons. NCBI's taxonomy places the organism in Eukaryota, Metazoa, Chordata, Actinopteri, Cypriniformes, Cyprinidae. Gene Ontology annotation, biological process: regulation of endocytosis; Rab protein signal transduction. Gene Ontology annotation, molecular function: GTPase activity; GTP binding. The coding region runs from base 169 to 810 and encodes 213 amino acids. The record is from RefSeq and is a predicted model, not a curated record.
GCGCAGGUUUACGUUGUAAAACAGGAAACUGUGAGAGGCAUUAGCAGCAUUUAGCCUGUUGGCUACCAGCACUGCACACAGAAGCGAAAUCAGAGUAAAGCGUUUAUCUGAAGAAGGGAAUAAAGAGUAUCGUCUGGCCGGUUGAUUGGUUUCAUCGGUGGAACCGUCAUGUCAGAGACGUACGAUUUCCUGUUUAAGUUCCUGGUGAUUGGCAGCGCUGGGACUGGGAAAUCAUGCCUCCUUCAUCAGUUCAUAGAGAACAAGUUCAAACAGGACUCCAACCACACCAUCGGCGUUGAGUUUGGCUCCAGGGUUGUCAAUGUUGCCGGCAAAACGGUCAAACUGCAGAUCUGGGACACGGCUGGGCAGGAGCGCUUUAGGUCGGUGACCCGCAGUUACUAUCGUGGAGCAGCAGGGGCUCUUCUCGUGUAUGACAUCACAAGUCGGGAGACCUACAAUACUCUGACUAACUGGCUGACAGAUGCACGGACACUGGCCAGCCCCAACAUCGCCAUCAUCCUGUGCGGGAAUAAGAGGGAUCUGGAUGCGGACCGUGAGGUCACCUUCCUAGAGGCGUCUCGCUUUGCCCAGGAGAACGAGCUGAUGUUUUUGGAGACGAGUGCUUUAACCGGGGAGAACGUAGAGGAAGCCUUUCUCAAAUGUGCUCGUACCAUCCUCAAUAAGAUUGAGUCGGGUGAGUUGGAUCCGGAGCGGAUGGGUUCUGGGAUCCAGUACGGCGACGCGUCCCUGCGGCAGCUCAGACAGCCCCGGGGCUCUGCUGCACAGGUCAAGCAGCAGUGUAACUGUUAGGGGCCCGGACACCCUGACCGCUGCCCGACAUCAGACCAUACACACACAACCUCCCCCCUCGGCUCCGGGUGUCUGUGGGUCUCUCCCGAAGAGGCACGGGAUGUAGAGGUGAAUCACGUCCCAACUGAGAGACUGUGCGUGUUUUUAACUUCUCCUGUGAUUCUUACACAUACGGUUCCUUCUUUUAAAGUAAAUCUAGACUUACUAGACUGGGAUAAAACCAUUCAACCAUUUAGCUCUUAAACUAAAUCAUUUUAUACAUUGUGACAUAUCAGAACUUUGUUGGUAUUAAACUGAAUGCCCCUUGAUUAUGUUUUGAAAAAAAUAUGACCAGACAGCCAAAUUACAGCUAUUAAAACCCCUUACACACUCAGAGAUUUACCUUGUUGCAUUGGUCAUGCAUUUAAAGAGCUUCUGAAAGCACAAAGGAGGUGAAGGGGAGAAAGACGCAUCCGUUCAGAUCUUGACAUUCGGUCGGCGCUAUCUGCUGCAUAUCAGAUGUUUACCGCCAUCUCAGUCUGGCUUGGGUUAGAGGUUAUCGUCUAACUUAACCUCACCCGUCUUUCUGCACAGA